Micromonas pusilla CCMP1545 is the source of this 877-nucleotide messenger RNA. RefSeq lists its product as uncharacterized. Bases 261 to 791 code for a protein of 176 amino acids. Lineage: Eukaryota; Viridiplantae; Chlorophyta; Mamiellophyceae; Mamiellales; Mamiellaceae. Gene Ontology annotation, biological process: mitochondrial protein processing; mitochondrial proton-transporting ATP synthase complex assembly. Gene Ontology annotation, molecular function: metalloendopeptidase activity. The record is from RefSeq and is a predicted model, not a curated record. The transcript has 3 exons.
GGAAACUGUCUCAACGCGCUCGCGGAGAAGCAACAGUCCGCGACAGAGAGCAAGACGGCAGCAAAGCACGCGGCGCACGUGCCGUUCCGCGACUGCAAGCUGACGCACAUCCUCCCACCUUCUGGUCUGCGUAGCUGACCGCGAGCGCGACUCCCACAUCACACGCGGGCGCGCGCCGCUCUGUCACGAUCGCGUCGUCCACGCCCCCCACCUCCUCUCCCCCUUCCUCCGCGCGCGAACCCGCGUACACGAGAGAGGGCAUGACGCCCGAGAAGGCGGAGAGCGAGCUCGACGACUGCCGCAAGAACGUGCGCCUCGUCAAGCACAUGGUGGAGGCCAUGGAGAAGGCGGGGUGCGCAAUCAACCGAGACUUUUUCAAGGUGGAUCGCUGCGACCAACCCGUCCUCGGCGGGUUCCGCCCGGACGCGGGCGUCGUGAUCUGCCACAACAACAUCUCGUGCCGAACGGACAUGGAGAACAUGCUGACGCACGAGCUCGUGCACGCGUACGAUCACUGCCGAAACAAAAACAUGAACUGGUUGGACCUGAAGCAGCACGCGUGCUCGGAGAUUCGCGCGUCGAAUCUGAGCGGGGACUGCCACUGGGUGAACGAGUUCUUCCGAGGGUCGUUGAACGUGCGCAACGGGCAUCAGAAGUGCGUGCGGAGGCGGGCGGUGCUGUCCACGGCGAUGAAUCCGGCGUGCGAGAGCAAAGCGCACGCGGUCGAGGCCGUGGACGCGGUGUUUCAAACGUGUUUCAACGACCACCGUCCCUUCGAGGACAUACCGUGAUCGCGACGACACCGCUAGCGUCGCACUAGCUAGGCACGCGUAGAAUACGAUAGCGGCGCGGAGACGAAUAAAGGUUUUUCUGUGGU